Messenger RNA from Gastrolobium bilobum, 3406 nucleotides. Its product is annotated as transcription factor PIF3-like. Gene Ontology annotation, biological process: regulation of DNA-templated transcription. Bases 844 to 3045 code for a protein of 733 amino acids. The transcript is spliced from 9 exons. Gene Ontology annotation, molecular function: DNA-binding transcription factor activity; protein dimerization activity. The record is from RefSeq and is a predicted model, not a curated record. NCBI's taxonomy places the organism in Eukaryota, Viridiplantae, Streptophyta, Magnoliopsida, Fabales, Fabaceae.
AAGAUAACCCCCAAUUUAAGGCAAAAACCCCCCAGACAAGAGAAGCGUGUGAUUCACUGUGUUAAGAGGAGAGUGAACGUUGGAUUCUGAAGGGGUCUCAGAAACUAAACCACGACAACUUGUGACUAAACCAUGGUUAGAUACCCUUGAAUUUUCUCUCUCUCUCCUUUCUCUCUGUUUCUGUCCCCAUUUGUUCGUGUGUGUCACUGCUAGUGCUUUCUGCAUUGGUUCUCUGCAACUCUGCAAAUCUUUCGCCGCCUUCUGCGUCCACUUGGGGGCGUUCCCCCACUUCUGAAAUUUUGUGUUUUCUCUUUCUUCGAGCUGAGACACAGUCUCUUAAGUAUGAAAGAUUGCUUUUUUGAUAACUUCCCGGUGAUGUGUGAAUUGGGAAUGAUCACUCCCACUCAACUAGCAGUGUUGUUGCAUUUGGAUUAGAAGAACCUUGUUGGUCUCGAGGAGCUCAGGUUUUCCAGAAAUUUUGUAUCUUUUUGGGUGCCCAUUUUAGCAGAGAUUAUUUGUGGUUAUUGGAGUUACAUGGGUUUCCCUUGAUCUCUGCAGAGAAUUACUGUCACUAUCGUCGAUGGAACUCAACUGGGUUUGUGUGUUUGUGCAACCUGAACACUGAUUAGGAAAAAUAAAGAAUAAAAAUAAGAUCGAAUAUUUUAAAGUCCUUACUUUUUCUUGGCAAGGUUUCUUCCAUGUCUUCAAGCCUCAUUUGGAUUCCAAAGGUUUCCUAGCUAACAUAGUAGAGUAUGUUGGAAGCAAAUAUAAGGGGUUAAGUGCCUAAGUUUGAGGCCUUUCUGAGUUUUUGGUGCUGUGGUUCCGUUGAUCUAUUGAUUCAUCAUGCCUCUGUAUGAGUUAUACCGGCUGGCUAGAGAGAAGCUUGGUGAAGACAUUAAUAACAGCACACAUACAGCUGAUCAAUCUUCCUCGCCUGAGAAUGAUUUUUUUGAGCUGGUUUGGGAAAAUGGUCAGAUUUCGAGCCAGGGUCAAUCCAGUAGAGCUAGAAAGAGCCCCUCCUGCAGGAGUUUGCCAUCUUAUUGCUUACCAUCUCACACUCCCAAGGGUCGAGAUAAAGAUGUAGGAUAUGGUACCAAUACAAGGCUGGGAAAGUUUGGGGAUUUAGACUCUGGACUAAAUGAAAUUCCAAUGUCAGUGCCAUCCCGUGAAGUGGAUUUGAGUCAAGAUGAAGAUGUGAUACCUUGGUUGGAUUAUACAAUGGAUGCCUCUUUGCAACAUGAAUAUAGUUCUGAUUUUUUACAUGAACUAUCUGGGGUCACGGAAAAUGACCUUCAUGUCUCAAAUAAUUUUACUCUAUUUGAUAAAAGAAGUAAUGGCAAUCAGGUGUGUAGGGACUCUCAUAAAUAUUCUGCAGAACAAGGUAAUGUUUCCAAGGGUUCUUCAGCUGAACAAGUUGAGACUGCUAGACCUAAAGCCAGCACCAGUCAGUUAUACCCGCCAUCAUCGCAUCAAUGUCAAACAUCACUUGUAUCUGUUAGAUCAAGAGUAUCAGAUAUAACUGAAAAUAAUAUUACUAGUAAUGCAACCCAGGAUGUGUCUUGUGGUGAGAUUACUGAGAUUCCAUCUUCUUCAAGUGAUUUUUCUAGCUUAAAGGUGCAGAAGCAAGAUCCAAUUAUGCCAAGCAAUGGUUCCACCAUGAUGAAUUUCUCCCAUUUUGCAAGGCCUGCAGCUAUUGUGAGAGCUAAUCUUCAGAACAUUAGCUUGAAGAAUGGUUUGGCAUCAGCAAGAUCAGACAGUAUGGGAAAUAAGAAGAAUAAAGGUACUGCUGCAACUAGCAGCAAUCCUCCUGAGUCAACUCUUGUAGAUUCAGGUGGUGAAUGUCCAAAGGAAAAAACCAUGCACUGCCAGCAGGUUGUGGAGCAAUCCAAGGCUGAUUUGACUUUGCAGCCAAAAUCUCUUGAACAGAAUGUUGUAGUUUCUAAACAGUUGGAAUCUGCUUGCAAAGAGAGUGCCAUUAAGAUUAAUCAAUCUUCCAAUCAAGUUCUUGAUGAAAGUGGUGCUAAAGGACAGACAGUCACUGAAAAAAAUAUGGAGCCAGCACUAGCCUCUUCCUCUGUUUGCUCUGGCAAUGAUGCAGAUAGAGUUUCAGACAAUCCAAAUCAAAAUUUGAAGCGAAAAAGUAGAGACACCGAGGACUCUGAGUGCCAUAGUGAAGAUGUGGAGGAAGAAUCAAUGGGUGUUAAAAAGGCAGCUGCUGGGCGAGGUACUUCAGGUUCAAAGAGAAGCCGUGCAGCUGAAGUGCAUAAUCUAUCUGAAAGGAGGCGAAGAGACAGGAUCAAUGAGAAGAUGCGUGCAUUACAAGAACUCAUUCCAAAUUGCAAUAAGGUGGAUAAAGCUUCAAUGCUGGAUGAGGCAAUUGAGUAUCUUAAAACACUUCAACUCCAAGUUCAAAUGAUGUCAAUGGGAGCUGGUCUAUAUAUGCCUCAAAUGAUGUUACCUGCGGGAAUGCAGCACAUGCAUGCACCGCAUAUGGCUCAAUUUUCACCUAUGGGUGUUGGCAUGCAUAUGGGGUUGGGUAUGGGUUAUGGGAUGGGCAUGCCUGACAUGAAUGGUGGAUCUUCUAGAUUCCCAAUGAUUCAGGUGCCCCAAAUGCAAGGAAGUCAUAUACCUGUUGCACAUAUGCCUGGAUCCACUGCUUUACAUGGCAUGGCAAGAUCAAAUCCUUCAGGGUUCGGGAUUCACAUGCCAAUGCAACGUGCUCCUGUAUUUCCUUUUUCAGGAGGGCCUCUUAUGAACUCAGCAGCUCUGGGACUACAUGCAUGUGGACCAGCAGGACUUGUUGAAACUGUUGAUUCGGGUGCAGCAUCUGGCUUAAAGGAUCAAAUGCCAAAUUUGGACCCACAAGUUAACCAGAACACUAGUGGCCGUGGCUCAACAAGUCACAUCCCUAACCAGUGUGAAGCAGCAACUGUUGGAUAUGAACAGUCAGCUUUGGUGCAUAAUAGAGGUCAUGCCUCUGAGGCUAAUGACAGUGGAGCUGAUAAUCCUGGCAAAGAAGAUAACCUUGUGAUUGGUUAUGAUUGAUACUCCGCAUUGACCAUGGCCAAUAGAAGAAUGCAGGUUUUUCAGAGAUGUGAGUCCAAAAUCUCUUGUUUUUCAUCCUUGCAAGUUCAAUCCAGAUUACCACAGAGGAUACUUCAGAUGACCCGUCAUAAUAACCAUUGGAAUCCUAUUUUCCGGGAAUUGCACAGAUUUUGGUAUCUUGGGAGACGUCGCUCAUUUGUACAUCCAUUUAGUGACCCGUUCAAUCAAUCGGCAUAAAAAUUUUAUGUAUCUUGCAAAAUAUGCAUUCAAAUGUUUGAUUUUGAUCUUUCAUAGUGAUUCUUUGGGUUAAUGAAAUAAUGUUUUUUCUUUGCAAUCUAUUCUCUCUCCCUCUCCUACAAAA